GACUAGUCUGUGCUACGUGGUGCAAAAGGCUUAGCAAGACUGACGAACAAACCCAGCGCUCGCCUGCUAUUCCUAGCUGGUUUGCGUGGGCGGCUCCAGACUCUCCUUGUGGAAUUCCUGCCCGGAUAUUUGGGAGACGCAGCGAUAUGGGUCCCAUUCCGGGGAUCCUUCCAAGCUUCCUCUAUCUUGCCCUCACCUCCAUCAUCACCUGUGCAGAUGUCCCUCUGCGCUUCCUCUCGGAGCCUGUGUCUGCAGUCCAGGUCGCCGGGGGUCAGCUGGAGCUGCGCUGUGCCGCCGAGCCCCCCUCCGCCCUCCUGUCCUGGCUCUUCGAUGGGCAGCGGCUGGACGGUCAGCGGCUGGCCGGAGCGGAGGUGCGGCCGGGGUCGCUCUCAAUCCUGUCCCUGCAGCCGCUCCACGGCGGGCGCUAUCAGUGCGUGGCCAGCGCAGCUGAGGGAGCGAUCGUCAGCAGGAGCGCCCACGUGUCCCUGGCAGGUCUGUCUGACUUCGGUGAGGCAGCUCGGGAGAUGGUUACAGCAGAGGAAGGUGGCGCGGCGCACAUUGAGUGCCAUCUACCGAAGAGCAACCCCCCGGCGCUGCCGCGGUACCGGGUUCAAGGGAAGUGGCUUGAGCACUCGACAGAUAACUUCCUAAUUCUUCCAUCGGGGAACCUCCAGAUCGCGUCUGUGUCCACGCAGGAUCGGGGGACCUAUAAGUGCGGGGCGAUGAACCCUGUGACUGGCGAGACCAAAGUGGAGCCUCACGGGCACAGGCUGGCAGUCCGACGCUCGGAUGGCAGGACCCCAGUUCAGAUCCUCUACCCCAGGACCCCCCUGCUCCUCACCGUGGUCCAGCCCGACUCUCUCACCCUGGAGUGUGUCGUCUCGGGAAGCCCCGCCCCCGCGGUGCGCUGGACAAAGGGGGGGCGGAGCCUGGCUGAGAGCGGGAGGCGGAGACUGCUCCACAGUAACCUGGUGUUGGACAGCGUGAGGGAGACUGACACGGGAAACUACCAGUGCAUCGCGGAGACUGAGACGGGAGAGCUGGUGCUGGCAAACUACACAGUCAGGGUACUCGAGCCAGCCUACCUGUUGCGGGGCCUCUCGGAUCAGUCCCUCCCCGUGGGUUCGAUGGCCCGCUUUACCUGUGCCUCCCGGGGUAACCCUGCCCCCAACGUCACCUGGUUCCACAACGCCGCCCCCCUGCACCCCUCCUCCCGGCACCAGCUCUCCGGAGCCCGCCUCCGCAUCACCGCGGUAACUCACCAGGACCAGGGCGUGUACCAGUGCCUGGCAGACAACGGGAUUGGUUCGGUGCAGUCAGCUGGGAGGCUGAUCAUCCAAUCAGGGUACAGCUCCAGGCCUGUCAUCACCUCCCCUCCCUCUAACUCCAAGGUGCCCGAGGGGGAUUUCGUGGCUCUGUCCUGCAAUGCCAGUGGGAGCCCCCCUCCUCUCAUCCGCUGGUACGACAGCCAGGGACCCAUCAGCAGCCACCCAGCCCACCUGCUCCGAGCCCAGCCCGGCAGAGCCCCGCAGGCCACAGCCAGGGCCUGGAGUGCUGACCCUCUCCACUUCACCAUGUCCCGGGCGGGGAGCAGCUCGCUUUACAUCCAGGCCGCUUCCCUGGGCCACUCUGGGAGAUACGUCUGCGAGGCCUCGAACGAGCUGGGCUCUGUCCAGGCUGAGGCCUUCCUCACCGUGGGUAGGUGACUCCCCUGCCGUGCU
Polyodon spathula (Mississippi paddlefish) is the source of this 1721-nucleotide messenger RNA. RefSeq names its product cell adhesion molecule-related/down-regulated by oncogenes-like. The record is from RefSeq and is a predicted model, not a curated record. Lineage: Eukaryota; Metazoa; Chordata; Actinopteri; Acipenseriformes; Polyodontidae. Gene Ontology annotation, biological process: cell-cell adhesion. The coding region runs from base 147 to 1706 and encodes 519 amino acids. The transcript has 8 exons.